CUUCUGCAGCACCUGAAGCGGAUCAUCUCUGACCUGUGCAAACUCUACAACCUCCCCCAACAUCCAGAUGUGGAGAUGCUGGACCAGCCUCUGCCGGCAGAACAGAGCACACAGGAAGAAGUGUCUUCUGAGGAGGAAGAUGAAGAGAUGCCCGAGGACUCUGAGGACUUGGACCACUAUGAGAUGAAAGAGGAAGAGCCAGCAGAUGGGAAGAAGACAGAGGAUGAAGGCAUUGGGAAGGAAAACUUGGCCAUUCUAGAGAAAAUCAAAAAGAAUCAGAGGCAAGAUUACUUAAAUGGUGCAGUGUCUGGGUCUGUGCAGGCCACCGACCGGCUGAUGAAGGAGCUCAGGGAUAUUUACCGAUCACCAAGUUUCAAGGGCGGAUACUAUGCAGUUGAACUAGUGAACGACAGCCUGUAUGAUUGGAACGUCAAACUCCUGAAGGUUGAUGAGGACAGCGCUUUGCACAAUGAUCUCCAGAUCCUCAAAGAGAAAGAAGGAGCAGAUUUCAUCCUCCUCAACUUCUCCUUUAAAGAUAACUUUCCUUUCGAUCCACCCUUCGUAAGGGUCGUGUCCCCAGUGCUGUCAGGGGGGUAUGUCCUGGGUGGCGGUGCCAUCUGCAUGGAGCUCCUUACGAAGCAGGGCUGGAGCAGUGCCUACUCCAUUGAGUCGGUGAUCAUGCAGAUCAGCGCCACGCUGGUGAAGGGGAAGGCACGAGUGCAGUUUGGAGCCAAUAAGAAUCAGUACAGCCUGACCAGAGCCCAGCAGUCCUACAAGUCCCUGGUUCAGAUCCACGAGAAGAAUGGCUGGUACACACCGCCCAAGGAGGACGGCUAGCAUGGAUGCUGCAGGACCAACCUCAUCUUCUGGAUGCUCUACUUGGAUCUCAACGCCGCCCCUUGGCUUUCUCCCGGGAUGUAAUAGCUCUGCCUGUUGCAGGACAAUAAUGGCUGUUUAAAAACUCUAAAUAAAACUGUUUUAAGCAGUUGGGACUGAGCGACACCACUUGCUGGACCCUCGCUAGCAGCAAUUCUUGUUAAGACAAACUUCUUGAGCCUCUUGUAUUGCUGGAACCUUUCGACUCUGCUCCGGUCUCGAGCAUCCUCCUUACCUAUGCUAUUGGAUUUAAUUUAUUUUCUUAUUUCAUGUACACUGCUUUUUUUUGUUACAGUGUAUGAUGGAUGUGUAUGGAAAAAUGUAUCUUUGGAGAAAAGUUACAGUUUGUUAAUUUGAA
Nestor notabilis (Kea) is the source of this 1234-nucleotide messenger RNA. It is a transcript of the gene UBE2Q1, whose product is annotated as ubiquitin-conjugating enzyme E2Q family member 1. Lineage: Eukaryota; Metazoa; Chordata; Aves; Psittaciformes; Psittacidae. The transcript is spliced from 11 exons. The annotation marks the transcript as partial. The record is from RefSeq and is a predicted model, not a curated record.